AUGCAUCGUUGGCAAGGGGCCCUGAUCGUGCUGCUGAACCCCCUCCUCUGGCUCGGCGCACUAGGACUACCCAGACCCCAAAUUGGCGAUUGUGGGGAGAACGAGGGCCCCGUGGGUGGCGUCAGCCCGCCUAUUCCGACGGUCACGUCCAGCAGCGGCUCGCUCCGAGGAGACUCGGGCCUUCUAGGGGGCAACGCUCCGCUGCCCGACCCGGAAAAGUCCGACUCGGCCAUUGUCCCCAAUCCGCAGCUCGUCAACGGGCAAGAAGCGGACGCGAAGCUCGGGCUCUACCUCGACUUCGACAGCGCCGAUCCUCCCCAGCCGAUCCGUGGGGAGAACGGGAACACGGAUCCCGGCCCACGCACCUUUGACUACGAGAAACUCAAUCCCGACCUCUUCGCGCCCCCCCGGACCGACGCGGGGGACAUGCCCAACCUGAUGUGGCCCAUGGGGCUGUCCCACAACCGCCCAGGCACGGGCAAGAACUCGGGCUGGGCGAGGCAGCAGAACGUUGACGUCCUGCCGGCAGCCAAGGCCAUGGCGGGCGUCGACAUGCGCCUGGCCCCGAAUGCCUACCGAGAACUGCACUGGCACACGGCCAACGAGUGGGGGAUGAUUCUCAAGGGCUGCGUGCGCGUGGCCGCCGUCGACGACGAGGGCCGCAACUUCGUAGACGACGUCUGCGCCGGCGACGUGUGGUUCUUCCCCGCCGGCAUACCGCACAGCAUCCAGGCCUUCGAGAAGGGCGCCGAGUUCCUGCUCGUGUUCGACCAGGGCGACUUCACCGAGGACGGUACCUUCCUCGUGUCCGAGCUGUUCCUCCGGAACCCGGUCGAGGUGCUCAGCAAGGACCUGCGCGCCGGCGUCGACGCCUUCGAGAACCUCCCCAAGGACCAGCUCUACAUCUUCAACGGCACCCCCGCGCCCGCCGACAUCUCGGAGCAGAACGUCACCUCGCCGGCCGGCGCCAUCACCGGCAACGCCUCCUACACGUACCACUGGUCCCAACAGGCCCCCUACACCGUCCCCGGCGGCUCCAUCAAGAUCCUCGACCCCCUGACUUUCCGCGUAGCCAGCAUGUUCUCGGCCGCGCUGGUCCUCGUGCAGCCGGGCGCCCUGCGCGAGAUUCACUGGCACACGACCUCGGACGAGUGGAACUUCUUCCUCCAGGGGGCCGGGCGCAUCACCGUGUACGGGGCGCCGGCGUCGUCGCGGACCUACGACUUCACGGCCGCCGGCGUGGGCUACGUGCCGGCCGCCUGCGGCCACUACGUCGAGAACACGGGCGAGGAGGACCUCGUCUUCCUCGAGGUCCUGCAGGCGCCCAAGUUCACCGACAUCAGCGUCGCCCAGUGGCUCGCCCUGACCCCGCGCCAGGUCGUCAAGGACCACCUGAGCCUCCCCGACGCCGUCCUCGACGCCCUGCCCCGCGAGAAGCCCAUCAUCCUGACGGGCAACCAGAACUUGACCGCUCUCGCCGGCGGCGGCAGUGCUUUCUCGGUUUCGUAG
This is a messenger RNA of Thermothelomyces thermophilus ATCC 42464, 1509 nucleotides long. RefSeq lists its product as uncharacterized. NCBI's taxonomy places the organism in Eukaryota, Fungi, Ascomycota, Sordariomycetes, Sordariales, Chaetomiaceae. The record is from RefSeq and is a predicted model, not a curated record. The coding region runs from base 1 to 1509 and encodes 502 amino acids. Gene Ontology annotation, biological process: oxalate metabolic process. The transcript is spliced from 5 exons.